AUGUCUAAUAAUUCUCCUAGUCGUCAAAGUCAAGGAAGUAUAGAAAGCGGUUCAGAAAAUUCUAUCGAACUGAAUAUUAAUUUGGAUGCUUUACAAAAGUCCGCACCGAACGUAUUUUAUGUACAAUGUAUUUCUAUACAAGAAUUUAGUGAAGGUGGAUUUCAUAAAAUAUUCAUCUUAAAAAUAGAAGAUGGUAAAAAAUAUGUCAGAAGAGUAGCAUACCCUGUAUAUUCACAAUGGAAGACAGAAAGUGAAGUAGCAGUUAUGAAGUAUAUUCGUUUAAAUACGAACAUCUCUGUUCCUAAAGUUUAUUAUUGGAAUAGUUCUGUCAAUAAUACAGUGGAAGCUGAAUAUAUUUUAAUGGAUCAUUUACCCGAACAACAAAAAUACUGGAUUCCAAAAUAUGAAGAAUUAUAUAAAUUAGUUUCUAAAUAUUUUCCGCAGGAUAAUGACAAAACAACAUUUGUAUUGAUGCAUGGUGACUUUCACUCGUCAAAUAUUUUAGUUAAUGACGACAAAAUCACAGGGGUUAUCGAUUGGGAAUGUUCUGGUGCAUUUCCAAUAGAGUUCUUAUGUACUUAUCCAGUAUGGAUAACAAACAAUCCGAUAAUAGAACAAACUAACGAAAAGUGCGAGGAAAAUCUAAGACUUCAGAAAUUUUUUCGAGCUGAAAUGUCUCGUCGUAAUCCUGAAUUUAUACACAUAUUUGACAAUAUAGAUGAGGGAAAAAAAGAAUUUUAUUCAGUAGUAUUUAGUCAAGAAAUAUAG
Molecule: messenger RNA, 768 nt
Organism: Racocetra fulgida
Lineage: Eukaryota; Fungi; Glomeromycota; Glomeromycetes; Diversisporales; Gigasporaceae
Source: the annotation of a GenBank genome assembly